Cinclus cinclus is the source of this 5861-nucleotide messenger RNA. RefSeq names its product cyclin dependent kinase 19 (gene CDK19). The transcript is spliced from 13 exons. The coding region runs from base 162 to 1673 and encodes 503 amino acids. Lineage: Eukaryota; Metazoa; Chordata; Aves; Passeriformes; Cinclidae. The record is from RefSeq and is a predicted model, not a curated record. Gene Ontology annotation, cellular component: cytosol; mediator complex; nucleus. Gene Ontology annotation, molecular function: RNA polymerase II CTD heptapeptide repeat kinase activity; ATP binding; cyclin-dependent protein serine/threonine kinase activity. Gene Ontology annotation, biological process: protein phosphorylation.
AAACAAAAACAAACCGCCCCCUCCCAGUCCCCCUCGCCCGCCGCCCCCGCCGAGUCCCGGACAUGGCGGCGCCGGGAGGGGGCUUCGCCAGCUGCGGGUGCUGAUCCGGCUGUCGCGUCCCCCUGUCCGCCCGUCCCUCCCUCCCCGCCCAUGGGCGAGACAUGGACUACGAGUUCAAGUCGAAGCUGGCGGCCGAGCGCGAGCGGGUGGAGGACCUGUUCGAGUACGAGGGAUGCAAGGUGGGCAGAGGCACCUACGGGCACGUCUACAAGGCCCGCCGCAAGGACGGAAAAGAUGAAAAGGAGUAUGCACUGAAGCAAAUUGAAGGUACAGGGAUAUCCAUGUCGGCCUGUAGAGAGAUUGCACUUUUACGGGAGUUGAAGCACCCCAAUGUGAUUGCAUUGCAGAAGGUUUUCCUUUCUCACAGUGACAGAAAGGUUUGGCUGCUGUUUGAUUAUGCUGAGCAUGAUUUGUGGCAUAUUAUCAAGUUUCACCGUGCCUCAAAAGCAAAUAAAAAGCCCAUGCAGUUGCCAAGAUCUAUGGUUAAAUCCCUACUCUACCAGAUCCUCGAUGGAAUCCAUUACCUCCAUGCAAACUGGGUGCUUCACAGAGAUCUGAAACCAGCAAACAUUCUGGUAAUGGGUGAAGGUCCUGAAAGAGGAAGAGUCAAAAUAGCUGAUAUGGGUUUUGCAAGAUUAUUUAACUCUCCUUUGAAGCCAUUGGCAGACUUGGAUCCAGUUGUGGUGACAUUCUGGUACAGAGCUCCAGAGCUGUUACUUGGGGCCAGACAUUACACAAAGGCCAUUGAUAUUUGGGCAAUCGGCUGCAUAUUUGCUGAACUAUUGACUUCAGAACCUAUAUUUCACUGUCGCCAGGAGGACAUCAAAACAAGUAAUCCUUUUCAUCACGAUCAGCUAGACCGCAUUUUCAGUGUAAUGGGAUUCCCUGCAGAUAAAGACUGGGAAGACAUAAGGAAGAUGCCAGAAUAUCCAACUCUUCAGAAAGAUUUUAGAAGAACAACAUAUGCCAAUAGUAGCCUCAUAAAAUACAUGGAGAAACACAAAGUCAAGCCUGACAGCAAAGUUUUUCUUUUGCUUCAGAAGCUUCUUACUAUGGACCCUACAAAGAGAAUUACCUCAGAGCAGGCUUUGCAGGACCCCUACUUUCAAGAGGAUCCUCUGCCUACAUCAGAUGUGUUUGCUGGCUGUCAGAUUCCAUAUCCGAAAAGAGAAUUCCUCAAUGAAGAUGAACCUGAAGAGAAAGGGGAUAAGAAUCAGCAGCAGCAGAACCAGCAUCAGCAGCAAGCAGCACCGCAGCAGCAGGCGCAGGCUGCGCCGCAGCAGGCGCAGCAGCAGCAGCAGCAGAGCAGCAGCCAGACCAACGGGACUGCGGCGGGCGCCGCUGCGGCCGGAGGGGCCGCGGCCGCGGGGCUGCAGCACAGCCAGGACUCCAGCCUCAACCAGGUGCCUCCCAACAAGAAACCACGCAUAGGGCCUUCAGGCGCUAACUCAGGCGGGCCUGUCAUGCCUUCAGAUUAUCAGCACUCCAGCUCGCGCCUGAGUUACCAAAGCAACAUUCAGGGAUCUUCUCAGUCCCAGAGUACAAUGGGCUAUUCCACUUCGUCUCAGCAGAGCUCUCAGUAUCACCAAUCUCAUCAGUCUCACAGGUACUGAGGGGCCUGACAGGCUGCACUCAGAAAGGAAUGGACUAGAAGCCAGAAGACUCCAGCAAUAUGAAGUUCAUAAUGAUGAGAAGACCAAAAAUACAAACUAUGAUGCAGAAUUAAAAUUCAUGAUGAUAAAAGGAAAGCUUCACUCACUGAAGACUUCCCCCAUCCCUGCUCCAUCCCCAUCCCUUUAUUGCCAUAAAGGAGAUUCUUGUGAAGUUUUCCUUCUUCCCUGCCCUUGCAUGUGCUCCAUUGUGGUUACUCUAAUGAACCCUUCUGAUCUGAACCCAGCACUUAACUUCUUUAACCUUUGGAAUUUUGAAGGAUUCCUGGUGCACCUUCCUUAUGCUGUAGUGAUUGCCAUAAAUCUGUCUUUUCAAUCUCUUUGAUGGGAUUUUAAAGUUUUAAAAUCUUGAACUCCCAGGCUUUCAAGCUUGUAUAUAGUUAGUUUUAUACUAGGCAAACCAGUUUAGCUAUACAGGUAUAUUGCACCUUUUUAAAGCACUAUGUUAUUUUCACAGGAUAUUACUGUUUUGCUCAUGGAUGUCAAGAACAGCAAAAUUUUACUGUUCCAGAGUAUUUUACUAUUCUGUUUUUAUUAGUCUAGUUUUCAGGCAGAGUAUUAAAAAUAAAAAAAUUAAAAAUUAAUAAAAUGAAAAAAGAAAAAUUAAAAAAGAAAAAAACCACCCAAGUCUCUGCAGUGACAGAUAUGCUUCAUGCUACUGGACUGAAUGCCAAACAGAAGAUUGCUGAUAUUUCUUAACUCAUUCACAUUGAAUUCUUGAAAUCACAGUGAUCAUGCUCUGACUAAAUCAUGCUCUAGUUUUAAAUUAAGCAUUACUUUAAAUGAAACCAGGACAGUCACAUAAACAGGAGAUGCUUUCAGAAUCUGUUGGAACAGAAGAAUGGAAUGUCUUCCCAGGCUGGACACCAAAAUAGUCAGGAAAAUGUAUUUACUGCCCUCAAGUCUCAGUAGGAAUGUGGAUGACGGGCUUUUUUUGUAUUUCUGCUAAGUAGCUUAUUAAUGUGUGUGAGAGUUCUAUAAAUUUAGCUUUCUUUCACAUUCCUGAGUCAGUUCUCAAAAUUUAAAGAUGACAGAAAUACUAAGACUUGCAAAAACAAAUGCAUUUAAUCAUUUUAUAUUAGAAUUUAUAAUUAAGAUAAAUUAUUGUGCAGUUUGAAAAGCAUGUUGAAAAUGGUUCCUUUUUCUUGUUUAUAAUGCAUAUUCUGUGUCCCUCACAUUGCUGUGAUUAACCAGAUUAGUUACACCAGAUGCGCUUGAUUGCACUGAAAUGUUUCUUUUUCCCUAGAGCAAACAUGUUUUGAUUGUGCCUAAGGGACUGUAAGUGGAUGGGUAGCUGGCAGAAAAUUCCCAGUAAUUAAGCAAGAGUUCAGAAGCAUAAUCAGAGGAUUAUUGUCCAACUUCUGGAACCACAGUUAUUCAGAGAGACAAAACAUGUAAUUUUGCAUAGCUUCGUUUUUUUCUUCAGCCUUCAGAAUUAAGACUGACUUCUGUGGCAGAAAACCUAGAGGAAUGCAUUUAGAAAACUACUGGCAGUGUAAUGUCAGAGGUUCUACAGCUGGUGUCCAGAGAAGAGGCCAAGUGAGAGGACUUCAGGUGUAAAUGGUCAGUGGUAACAGGUUUUUAUACUGCAGUGUUCUCUUCUGUCCUGUGCCCACACCAGAAAAAUGGUGUACCCAUACACGUUCACACUGAAGUUGUGAUCAGAUGUAGCAAGAUGAGUAAAUCUGUUUGCUCUGAGGAGAAUGCUUUUUGUCACAGCUAGUCACAUACAUGGUUCUACUGGAUUUGAUCUCCCAGUCAUCUUUAGUGCCCCCUUCCUCCUCAAGCUUGUGCUGUUUUCCUAGUUUUUGUGAGCAGUUGGCUUGCUUUGGCCAUACCUACCAUCGUGUGAUUUUUCACAACACCCAGCUGCUCUGGAAAAGCAGCUAAAACCUGCUUUUGUCAUCAAAUGGAUAACAAGGUGGUAAAAAAACUAAAGGAAGCAAUUGAAAGUAAAAAAGUUAUUUCUGGGGAAGAAUUAUCUCCCAAAGGAUGCUUUCAAUGUAUAACCCUUGAAAUACUACGUUUUAUGCAUACUGUAGUACUCUGUUUGAAAGAACAGGUUUUAAUUGUUCCUUUAUUUCAGUGUCUCUGGGAUGACAUUCUUUUUGUCUCCCCCCUUACUGAUGUUAGGAUGAGGUACUUUUGAUCAAAUGGGUAUUUGGCCAAUGCCAUUAAGUAACACUUCUUUUAUACUUCUGCGAUUUGAAUGUCACGUUUCUGGAAAUUAACUUAGGGCAGAGUGAUUUUUGUCCCCUCCUGUUCUUUUCGUUCUUCUGUUCUCUCAAAAUUAUUUUGUCUUUUCUACUACAUUAAUCUAACAUUUCUUUUCCCUGCUGUGACCUGCAGCUGAUCAUCAAAAUUCAUGCAAGAUUAGGAGGUGGCAGGGAACCAUUGGUUAAUUAAGGUGGGCUCUUUUGCCAAUAAGGCAAAAUCAUGGUGUACGUUAAUCUGUAUGUAGGGUGUGAAACUUCACAGCAAUGUAGGGUGCUUUAAUUGAGUGAGCUUCCAGCUUCUAGAAUGACUGCCACAACCUCUCUAAGCCGCACUUGUAUUUCUUGCCUUGGUUGGGUUGAUAGAUGACCAUAUGCUACUCCUGUCUCUAGCUUUUGUGUGCACAGGUGAAGCUGAGCUGACUUCCUCUGUUCCUUCAAAUUCACAGCCAGGAGGAGAGCGUAUAAAAGCAACAGCGCUGGCUGCAAAAUGUAGGCUUUGCACACUCUGUUAUUUCUUCCUGGGGGUGAAAUAAUUCGCCUUUUCUUGGGAGCUUGAUGCAUGCUGCCAGGGUGGGUGGCAGUCAUAGUGGAAGAAGCCUUGCUGCCUAGGGUUUAUCCCAUGAGGUAAAAAAACUCUCUGCUUUCAGAAGUGAAUUGUGCAGUUUGUCGUGGGAAACCAGGACCAUGUCAUUUUUAUGGGGUUUUUUUUUGUUUUUUGGUUUUUUUUUUGUUUGUUUGGUUGGUUGGUUUUUUGUUUUUUUGUUUUUUGCCUGUGCAGUUUCUUUAUUGCUCAGCUCUGUCUCUGCCCACAACCUGUAGACCCUCAGCGGUGUUUCACAUGUGCACCAAGAGGCACAGAUCUGUCUUCUCCAUCCUGGUGGGAGAGCGGGCUGCUGAGUACGGCUUUUCACAUCAUGGCUCAGAGGAAACAAAUCCGUGGGGAAUUAAUGGGAUGAGCAGCCUGGUCCGCACUGGUGAAGUUUAUGUAGCACAAACUGCACAAUGAAGGAAAAAUAUAGGGAAAGCUGCGACUCCUGCACUGUAUCUGUGACACUGUAUCUGGGGAGGGGGAGGGAUGCGCAUUCGUAGCGAGAGGGGCGGCGGGAAGCUAGAAGUGUUCAAAUAUGUAUGAUAUUUUAUAUAAACAUAAUAAGCUUAGUUCCCCUUCAUAAUCUUCAGGAAUGGUACUUUAACACCAUUAAGCAAAGAAUUGUUUUAGGAUUGAAUAAAUGCAUUGUACAUAAGGCCAUACGUAAUCUUCUAAAAACGUCGCCAGACAGGAGCGAUGUGUAUUACGAUAUUAAGAAAGUCCUUAAUGCACUGUUAUCUCCUAAAUAUUUAGUAGUAAAUUAAUGCUAUUUAAUUUUUUUAAAAAUUUGUCUUGUGUAGACACUAAAAAGUAUUACACAAAAUCUGGACAGAACAUGUCCUUUUUAACAGCAAUUUAAAGAACUUUUUAUAUAUGUAAGGUAGUAACUUUUCAAAUGUUCUAGUUGUAUAUUCCCAUGUUUACUAUUUGUGGAAGUGUGCCUGUCUCUACUCAGUUAUUUUUUUUCCUAAUAAUUUCAUGCACGCAUCUUUCAUUUUUGUAGUUUCCAUUAGAAAUUACUGUGUAUGCGCCUGGUGCUGCCACAAAACUUCGCCGCUCUAGAUCUGUGGUGGCCACAUUUAGCAGUGCCCAUGCCAAUGGGCUACCAAAACCACGAAGCAAAAUACUUGUUUCUCAUUCUAGAGUUGAGAGUUUACUGCUUUUAAGUUGUCCUGAUGUCACUCUUGAAAUGACUGUUAAAACUAAGCUAUGAGUUCAUUGCAUUUAUUUUAUAUUCUUGGUUGUAAUGAAAUGGAAUUGACUUUGCUUCAGUGUGAAUUUUUUUAAUAAAAUAAUAUACAUUUGUAAUAAUAAUAAAAAGUUCCA